AUGCCCACCCCCACAGCUACAGAUCAGUGUCUUCCAACAAGAAACGACUCAUCAUCAGCGGAAACAUCAGCAGGUCAUGAGAGAAACGAGAAGAAUGAGCCAUGGACGCCCCCUGACGAGGCUCCUGACGGGGGUGUGGCAGCGUGGCUUAUGGUCCUGGGCGCGUGGUGUGUGCUGUUUUGCAGCUUUGGGUGGAUCAACAGUAUCGGGGAAUUCCAGGCGUACUACGAACAUAAUCUCCUCCGCCAGUAUUCCAGCAGUAAGAUCUCGUGGAUUCCGUCGCUGCAGAUAUUCUUCAUGUUUGCCAUGGGACCAGUCGCAGGUCAAAUCUACGACAGAUUUGGUCCUCGAUACCUUCUGUUGGGUGGAUCGCUUCUGCAUGUCUUCGGCUUAAUGAUGACAUCCAUAUCGAAAAGUUACUAUCAGAUACUGCUAUCCCAGGGCGUAUGUAGCGCCAUUGGGGUAGCUGCCGUCUUCCAAGCAGGGGUUAGCAGCAUCCCCAGCUGGUUCAACAAGAAGCGUGGUGCAGUAUAUGGCAUUGUGUCCUCAGGCUCAAGUAUAGGGGGAGUCGUCUACCCUAUUAUGAUCAGCAAGCUCAUUAGAAUCCUUGGAUUCCCAUGGACCAUGAGAAUUUGCGCGUUCAUGAUCCUUUUUCUUCUAAUUAUAGCCAACCUGACCGUCAGGUCCCGUCUCCCGCCGAGCCCUCAGAAGCUAUCCAAGGAGUCCUUGAUGCAACCCUUCAAGGAGUUGAAAAUGAUGUUACUAGUAGCUGGCUUCUUCCUUCUCACGUUCGGGAUAUUUGUUCCGAUGAACUAUCUCGUCACUGAAGCAAUAGCAAAGGGCAUGAGCCGUGAUCUGGCUGAGUACUUGGUUGCGAUUCUGAACGCAGGAAGUCUCUUCGGUCGUCUUGGCGCCGGAAUCUUCGCCGACACAAUCGGCCCCUACAACAUCUUCGUGGUUGUCACCUACAUCGCCAGCAUUCUUGUUCUAGCAGUAUGGAUCCCGAUCUCGAACAACCCCGGAACCAUCGUAUUUGCCGUGCUCUUUGGGUUCGCCACGGGCGCGUACGUUGCGCUUGCCCCUGGCCUCGUCGUAAAACUUUCCCCAUUCCCGGAGAUCGGAUAUAGGACUGGACUUCUUUUCCUGUUCGCGUCUAUCAGUGGCCUGACGGCCAAUCCAAUCGCAGGCACUAUUUUCCAACACUCGGGUGGAUCAUAUACAGGCAUGAAGAUCUUCUCUGGCGUGUUGUUGAUUGCAGGGUCGACCCUGACCCUCGGUGUUCGUCUCUGUCAGACGGGCAUGAAAUUGAAAGCUGUUUUCUGA
Messenger RNA from Aspergillus nomiae NRRL 13137, 1323 nucleotides. Its product is annotated as MCT family MFS transporter. Gene Ontology annotation, cellular component: fungal-type vacuole membrane. The record is from RefSeq and is a predicted model, not a curated record. Gene Ontology annotation, biological process: transmembrane transport. Gene Ontology annotation, molecular function: transmembrane transporter activity. NCBI's taxonomy places the organism in Eukaryota, Fungi, Ascomycota, Eurotiomycetes, Eurotiales, Aspergillaceae. The transcript has 5 exons. Bases 1 to 1323 code for a protein of 440 amino acids.